This is a messenger RNA of Hemisphaericaspora subhashii, 2463 nucleotides long. It is a transcript of the gene FRE9, whose product is annotated as Fre9p. Gene Ontology annotation, molecular function: ferric-chelate reductase activity. The transcript has a single exon. Gene Ontology annotation, biological process: copper ion import; intracellular iron ion homeostasis; iron ion transport. Lineage: Eukaryota; Fungi; Ascomycota; Pichiomycetes; Serinales; Debaryomycetaceae. Gene Ontology annotation, cellular component: plasma membrane. The record is from RefSeq and is a predicted model, not a curated record. Bases 1 to 2463 code for a protein of 820 amino acids.
AUGUACUAUCUACUAGUAUACUUAUCCAUUGUAUUGCUACUAUUUAUAUCGCUAUUACUGAUAGCCAUUUCCAAGCUCGACAAUCAUGCAUUACUUCGAAAGAUCAGAAACUACUUGACAAUAGGAUUGGUCAUAUCAACCUUACUUUCAUUCACUCCCAAAUCAGCAAAAGAUAGUGCACCCUUUCAUAAAUAUGGGAAAGCCAAAGUCGCAUUCUUUGGAUGUAAUUUUCAAAUUAUGACAACUGCCAGAUUCUGUGAUCUUUCCACUGAAGAAUUUGAAUGGUGCUAUUGUCACAAUGGAAAUGCAUUUGCUACUAUUCUUCAUUGUUAUGAUUAUGGUCAUCCAGAGCAAAUGAAUUCACUUUUGGGAAUGUGUCGAUAUGAAUAUAAUAUAACAAUAUCUGAAGAAGACCUUGAACGAAGCCGUGAGUAUUAUGCAUCCCACGCUAAGUCAAUAGAUGAGAUCCCAGAUUAUUCCCCAGUUAAAAUAGUGGAUUUCCCGGUCAAGUUAGAUGAAUCCAGAAUAGAGAUAUUUACAGGUUCAUAUGAACUGUUUUUAGGAAACUAUGACAGAUCAGUCGAAUAUGGGAAUUACUUGGUUUUAUAUUGGGCAAUUAUAUUUGCGUUGGUUGCAAUUGGAAAUUGGUCAAAAUUUAUCUUGCCCGGAUUUCACACGAGAUUAACUGAUCCGGUUACAAAUUGGGUUAGAAAGAAUAUCACUUUACCUGCAACCUGGAACAAAAAUAAAACAACAGAAGUACCUUUUGCAACAGUGUUGGAUAUGCUAGUUCCCACCAGACAAGAAUCGUUAAUCCUUACUUCGUUUCUCGGCUUGUCCUUAUAUUUUAUGAUUAACGACAUACAUUAUUUUAAGAAUGAUAUCCUUUUUCCUACCAAAGCAAGCGCAAUGUUGAGGUACUAUGCAGUUAGGAGUGGGAUGCUUGCAUCCCUGAUGAUGCCACUCUUGGUGUUAUUUGCAGGAAGGAAUAAUAUCCUACAAACAAUUACAAGGUGGGAUUAUUCCACAUUCAUAACUUUGCAUCGUUGGCUUUCAAGAAUAGUAUUCUUUAUGGUUGUGGUCCACGGAGUACUCUAUUCAUUAUAUUUUGAUCCAUACUUAGAGAAAAUAAAAGAAGCUUUUAUCGUUUGGGGUAUCAUUGCAACUAUUGCAGGUGGAUUUAUUAUGAUACAAGGAUUGUUGGUCCUUAGAAGAAAAUGGUACGAAAUGUUUUUAUUCAUCCAUAUCGUUCUCGCUCUCGUGUUUAUCCUUGGAGCUUGGGUUCACGUUAAAGAUUUGUUUUGCGUUUGGUUCUAUUAUUUUACAGCUAUGGUGUGGUUAUUCGACAGAAUUAUCAGAAUCGGUAGCAUUUGGACAUUCGGAUUCCCUGAAGCAAAGGUAUAUUUAAUCGCAGACGAAGCUCUAAAGGUAGUCGUACCGAAACCAGAGUAUUGGGAAGCUAUCCCUGGUGGACAUGCUUUUAUUUAUUUUCUCAAACCUGGAUGCUUUUGGCAGUCACAUCCAUUCACAUAUACUAUAUCCCCAACAAAUGAUGAAAUUAAUUUAUUCAUAAAAGUAAAAGGUGGGAUUACUAAAUCAUUGUAUCAUGACUUGUGCACCCGUAAAGACAGAUAUGCCAAGAUUAGGGUUGCAAUAGAGGGUUCGUAUGGAGAACAAACACCAGCAAGUCGAUAUGAUAAUGCAGUUUUCAUUGCAGGUGGGAAUGGGAUUCCAGGUAUUUUUGCAGAAGCAAACGAUUUGAUCACAAGAUCACAUCGUUCCAAAUUGGUUAAGUUAAUAUGGAUCAUUAAAGAAUAUAAGAGCUUGUGCUGGUUUUAUGAAGAAUUAUUAUCACUAAAACACAAAAACAUUGAUGUUACUGUUUAUGUCACGCGUCCACACACACCUGCAAUCCCCAGCCAUUUCGAAAUGGCUCAUUUCUGUCAUUCGACGAAUUCAGCCCCGAGAUUCAGGCAUUCAAGGACACUGGAAGGAAGACGCGAAGAAGAACACGCGUAUUUUUCAAGUGUGUCCAUAUUGGGCAGCGAGGUGCUGGAAGAAGACAAACACAUUCACACAUACGAUGAUCCAUUAGGGCCACUCAUGUCGCUGUCCAAGAAAAUAUUGGGGUAUAAUGCCACAUCUGAAUAUAGUCCAGAUAUCGUGCUUGUUAUGCACGGUGACGCACCGAGUCUGAGCUUGGAAUUUUUGCAACCAGAACAAUUUACGCAAUUGAUUAAUCACAUUAGGAAAGACCUCUCGCAUAUUAACAUCCGAGAAGAAAGACCAAAUGUUGAAUUGCUAGUAAAGUCUAAUAUAAAAGAAUCCCCGGGAUCGACAUGUUUCGUAACUUGUGGUCACCCGGCAAUGGUUGAUGAGAUUAGGGCACUGGUUGUCAAUAAUAUAGACAAUAAUGAAAAGAAAAGAGUAGACUAUUUUGAACAACUUCAAGUAUGGGCAUAG